AUGGACCGCCCGGAGCCAGGUCUGGUCAAGUGGUCGGCCAACUCGUCUGUCGACAGUUUUGUCCACAUAAACUUGCAGCACCGAGUCGUCCAGGUGUAUGAGCCUACCGGGCACGCGCGAAAAGGGCGUUUCGAGUACAACAAGACCAGUCGCCAUGAUGACUUCCCCCCUCUCACCACCUACGAUUGGUCUCCCACCAAUACGGGUCUGCUGGCGGUUGGGACAAACACGGGAAUGGUGAAUCUGCUUCGGAUUGACGACGACUCCAAUGCGUUUGCGGAGCUGGGUCUCAAGAUGACCAGGACAUGUCAGGCUGUUGCUUUCAACACCACUGGCCUCCUGGCUGUUGGCUUGGAUCGUGUUCGCAUGGACCAGAGUCUACACGUUUGGGAUGUUAAUCGUCUAUCAACCUUUGGCAAAAUACAGAAGAAGGACCUCUUGCAGGAUAUUGGAGGGAUCACAGAACCCAAGCAUCGACUAGAGCCCAGUGUCUCGAUUUCCAGCAUCAAGUUCUUUGAAGACAGCCCCCAGACUUUAGUGGCAGGCAUAAAGGCCCAAGGCCUCCGCAUUCACGAUCUUCGAGAUCCCAAUAGCAUUCUUUUGUUCCAAACUAGGUGCAAUAACAAUCUUGCUAUUGAUUAUGCGGAUCAAAACUACUUUGCAUCGUCGGCACUGGAUCAACCAGGUGUCAUGAUCUGGGACAGACGUGCCACCUCCCGUCCCGUCGCCUCUCCAGCGUACACGAAGGCGGUAGAUGAGGACGAGCUUGCCUGGGGCGGGGCCUUGCGACUGGACAAGGUAAUAGAAAGCGAUUCCGACACGGAAGGCAAGCAUUCCCUUAUUCGCUCACUACGCUAUUGUCGUGAUCGUCGUGGUCUCCUCGCUGUUUUGUCACGAACCGGCCAACUCCGCGUCUUGGAGACGGAUAGAGAAGCUGGUCCUCCAGGAACAGCACCUUCAGAUGGCCCCGAGCUUCUCAGUGUUUGGAAAUCGCAUGAGAUGGAUCUGUCUUACAGGGAAGUCUCAAGGAGGAACAGCCGGAUUGUAUCAUUUGAUUGGGUCACAUUACCGUCGCCCGCUUUCCGACCAAGGCUCCUCGUAUUGAGGGCGAAUGGCAGUUUUGAAAUUCUGGAGAAGCCAUCGAGCUCUGCAGACCACCUAUUCAAGCUGAUCCCCUGGCAAUCCCCUCAUAGAGGGUUGGAAGAGGGGACGCCGUAUCUCGAUCUAAUGCAAUUUGAGCCAGCAUAUGCCCCAGAUAUGCUUGCAUCUCUCACGACUGACAUUGCACUCUCCGAAGUGCCUAUCUUUGGACCUCAAAACCCCGAUUCAGAAUCCGACCCGAGGGUGAUAUCACGUCCAAACCUCACAACGCUACCAACGGUAGAAUUAGUCAAUCCCCUCAGCGCUUCGCUACCGGAUUCAUUCUAUGAAUCCUCCACCGUGGCUGGAAAGCUUCGCGCCCUGCGUAAUUUUGUACGAGAGCAGGUGGAAAAGUCGGACGAUGCGGACGCAGUCUCGACUCAGUUGGGCAAUUUGAAACUUCUAAAAGAUGGCGUAGAAGAUAUUCCACUCGCCUCCAACGGCUAUGGGUCUUGCCGUGAGAUUCACGAAGCGCUGCUCUCUACUCUCAAAGGCGCACAGGGUCUUUCAAGAGAGGCGCAGAGCGUCGUAGACCAUGCCAUGUUGCUACGCGCCAGAGAGAAAUAUCUAUUUGAUGCACAAUUGAACCGAUCAGUAGUGUCUGAUGACCCUUGGACGGGUUUCGCCUGGAAUUGGAUUGCAGACGCUGAACAUGCAGCUGAUGACAGCGGCAUGAUUCUAUCAAAUCUCGAUUUGAGUUAUCUGGGAAUAUACUCUAUCUGGACCAACUACUUAGGUGAAAAUCCAUCAACACGACUAACACCUGGAUCAACCGCCCCUGAUGCUUCUCAGUGGGAACGGUUGAUUGGUGCCUUUUGCAAGAAGAAUUAUCUUCCGAAAUUCGAAGGCGUCAAUACCAAAAAGCCUCAUCAUCGCCAACUAUGUCUGCUCAUGUGCGGAUGGGGUGAUGCACAAAGGCAUGACCCAAGUGCUGAAGUAGACUCCGAAUACCCAGUCUCGAGACAUACAAUGGCUGCAGCUCGCGCGCUCUUUCGCGGUGAUAUCAAGCAGGCUGUUGAGAUUCUCAAAAAGGCGAGCGUUGCCCACCCAGAGCUGUUAUUCGUCUCACUGGCCCUGCAGUUGAUGGGGCGUGGAGGAAAGCAGCCUGCGAAAGAACAGUUGGACUUUGAUCAAGCCGUGGCAUCGAGGACCGAUCCGUAUUUGCAAGCCAUGUCGUCGCUUAUCGCGACAGGGAACUGGGCUGCCGUCGCCAACCAUCAUUCGCUUCCUCUGGCGGACCGCGCGUUCGUUGCAGUCCGCAACUUCAACGAUGAUCAACUCACGGCAUGGCUGGAGGAACAGGUCCAGAGGGCUGUACGGGACGGUGACAUCGAAGGUAUUGUACUCACAGGCAUCACCGAUACCUUGGUGGACAUCUUUGCGCGCUACGUCGAAAAGUUCCACGACGUGCAAACCGCUAUUCUCAUUCUCUCCAUCUGCUACCCUCGAUACAUCGACGACAUCCGCUGCCGGGCCUGGCGAAAUGCGUAUCGCUCGCACCUCCAGCGACACAAGUUCUUCUUCCAGCGGACCAAGUUCGAGGUCGAGUCCACCAAGCGCUCCAAGCGAGACGGGAUUCCCACCCUGAAGCCUCCCAGCCGCCAGAUCGCCCUGCGGUGCGUCUACUGCGAUGCCCGGACCUCCCUGGCAUCGCACCACGCCGGGCCGCCGCCGCCGCCGUCCACCGGCGAGGGCAGGAACACCCUCCUGGCCACCAGCGUCAACGCGGGCAUCAGCUGCCCCAACUGCGGGCGGCACCUCCCCCGGUGCGUCGUCUGCCUCGAGGUCGUCGGCGUCCCUCGCUCAGACAGGCCGGAGGAGAAGGAGGAGACCAAGCUGGCCGGGCGGUUCCCCACGUUCUGCCUGCGGUGCGACCACGUCCAGCACCUGGAUCACGCGAGGCAGUGGUUCGCGAGGCACGUCGAGUGUCCCGUGCCCGAGUGUCGGUGCCGGUGUAAUUUCAAGGCGAACCCUGAGCUCAACUACCAUUGA
Messenger RNA from Clonostachys rhizophaga, 3132 nucleotides. The record is from the annotation of a GenBank genome assembly. NCBI's taxonomy places the organism in Eukaryota, Fungi, Ascomycota, Sordariomycetes, Hypocreales, Bionectriaceae.